AUGGAGACUUCGCAGCUCAAGCGGGCAGAAAUCGGGAAGACGCUGGAUGCUCUAGAAAGCAGAAUGUUCGCAUCGGCUUUCGGUGCGAACAUGCGUGCACGGCCGAUGACGAUUGACGCAUUAAUGGACUCACCUGAGCAUAAUUUAGCUGCGCUUCCGUCGAGUUCGCGCGCGACCGAUCUUAAAGAGUCGGUGUUUGUGUCACUCGCGCCGGACGUGGACAGGCGCCGCUGCAUCAGCUCAGACAGGCGCCAACUCCGGCUGGUGCUGCAGCUGGACGCCCUUCGGCUCCAGCACACCCGAUGCAAGCUCCAGUGA
Peronospora matthiolae is the source of this 318-nucleotide messenger RNA. The record is from the annotation of a GenBank genome assembly. NCBI's taxonomy places the organism in Eukaryota, Oomycota, Peronosporomycetes, Peronosporales, Peronosporaceae.